UCCAAUACUUUCAUUCACAAACGCAUCUUUCCGUUAAACAUUUUACUCUAAAACUCAUCAAACCGAUAAUGGCACCCAAGGCGGCAGAGAAGAAACCCGCAGAGAAGAAGCCAGCGGAGAAAGCCCCGGCGGAGAAGCGUCCAAAGGCGGAGAAGAAGAUCUCGAAGGAAGGAGGAAGCGACAAGAAGAAGAAGAAGUCGAAGAAGAGCGUCGAGACGUACAAGAUCUACAUCUUCAAGGUCCUGAAGCAGGUUCAUCCCGACAUCGGAAUCUCCGGGAAGGCGAUGGGGAUCAUGAACAGUUUCAUCAACGACAUCUUCGAGAAACUCGCGCAGGAAUCUUCGAAGCUCGCUAGGUACAACAAGAAGCCGACGAUCACGUCGAGGGAGAUCCAGACGGCGGUUAGGCUCGUGUUGCCCGGAGAGCUCGCGAAACACGCCGUCUCUGAGGGGACCAAGGCGGUUACCAAAUUCACAAGCACUUAGGGUUUGAAUCGACUGUGUACCGAUUAGUGAGAUCCUUUGAAUGAACAGGUUUUUCUUGUUAAUGAAUAUCGAUUUUCUAGCAAUAUAAUUUGGGGAUUCAGAUUUAAUUCUACAAUUGCGGGAUUAUAUCUCAAGAUUUGUUCUUAUGUUUCUGAAAUCUCUUGCUAUUCU
Messenger RNA from Raphanus sativus (radish), 656 nucleotides. RefSeq names its product histone H2B.8. Bases 69 to 485 code for a protein of 138 amino acids. Gene Ontology annotation, molecular function: DNA binding; protein heterodimerization activity; structural constituent of chromatin. The record is from RefSeq and is a predicted model, not a curated record. The transcript has a single exon. NCBI's taxonomy places the organism in Eukaryota, Viridiplantae, Streptophyta, Magnoliopsida, Brassicales, Brassicaceae. Gene Ontology annotation, cellular component: nucleosome. Gene Ontology annotation, biological process: nucleosome assembly.